AUGGAUUCCGACACUGGGUCCAACUGCAGCCGCUCCUCGUCCCCGGAUCUGGUGGUGGACGACGCCGCCGGGAGCUUCUUCUCCAACAAGAUGUUCCAGCGAUACUGCCAGGAGAACAGGACGGACGGCGAGGCCGGCCACGGCAGGACGGAGCGCUGCGGCGGGGCGGCCGGCAAGAUCAAGGGCAGGUCCGAGCUCAGCAAAGAGGAGAUGCAAGACAUGAGGCUGAAGGUGAACAGCAGGGAGAGGAAGCGGAUGCACGACCUGAACCAGGCCAUGGACGGCCUGAGGGAGGUCAUGCCGUACGCUCACGGACCGUCGGUACGCAAGCUCUCCAAGAUCUCCACUCUGCUGCUGGCUCGCAACUACAUCCUCAUGCUGUCCAGCUCUUUGGAGGAGAUGAAGAAGCUGGUCGGGGAUGUUUACGGAGGCAAUGCUGCAGUACAGAAUCGCACCGCUGCCCACCCUACAAUUACCCCGACAGCCGCCGCAGCCGCCCAUCUUCCACUCCAUCCUCUGGCCCAGUCCCUCCACUCACUCGUGGGCAGCACUCCUUCCACUCUUCAGCACCACUCGUCGUCCCCUUCCUCAGCCCCGGCGCCGCACUCUCCCCCAUCCGCCAGCUUCCUGGGCUUUCACGCCCCGGUGCAGAGCCUCCUGAAGGACCCCCUCCAUCUGACCGGCUCCUACAGGCACUUCCCCGGCAUGCCCUGCCCGUGCACGCUGUGCCAGCCGCUGCCCGCCACCACCGCCACGUUACACAGCUUGUCUAUGAACAAGUGA
Messenger RNA from Salarias fasciatus (jewelled blenny), 783 nucleotides. RefSeq names its product oligodendrocyte transcription factor 4 (gene olig4). The coding region runs from base 1 to 783 and encodes 260 amino acids. The transcript has a single exon. Gene Ontology annotation, biological process: sensory organ development; positive regulation of transcription by RNA polymerase II; axon development. Lineage: Eukaryota; Metazoa; Chordata; Actinopteri; Blenniiformes; Blenniidae. The record is from RefSeq and is a predicted model, not a curated record. Gene Ontology annotation, molecular function: protein dimerization activity; E-box binding; DNA-binding transcription factor activity, RNA polymerase II-specific. Gene Ontology annotation, cellular component: nucleus.